Nezara viridula (southern green stink bug) is the source of this 7698-nucleotide messenger RNA. The record is from the annotation of a GenBank genome assembly. NCBI's taxonomy places the organism in Eukaryota, Metazoa, Arthropoda, Insecta, Hemiptera, Pentatomidae.
GUUGAACCUUUGCAAUAUUCACACCUACGCACCUGCCAUUUCGUCUAAUUCAGCGUGGUCCAUUAUGAAGUGAUGAAAAACAUUGCGAUUGCCUAAUCUUCAUCUUAUCAAAUUUGUCUAAUCCAAUUUUAGAAACUAUGGAAGUAAUAAAGAUUUUUUCAACAACGCAAUCAUGUCAAUUUCACGUUCUGUGGUAUAUAUUCACCAGCACUUAGGGAUUGUAAGAUAUUUAAACAGAAACAAGUUGACAAAAAUGUCAGCUGAGAUUUUACACACGUAUGAUUAUGGCGAUAAUCUGUAAAUUUAGCUAAUUUUUAGGUCAAAUUAAAUUUCGGUUAGCUCAUCAGACAAAAUUUGAUCACGGCUAAAUUUAAUAAACUGUUGUAUUUAUUAGUGUAAAAAUGAAUGUCAGAGGCAGCAAACGUCCUACUGGCAAGCACUGUCGUCAUUGCAAAGCACCGGAGAAGUCCGUAUUUGAAGAAACACCUUUGCUUACGAAGUAUGAGGAGAAGCACUAUACUUUGGAAACCAAUGAAUACAACUUACGGCACUUUUACGACCAAGAAAAAAAGGAUCUGCCAAAGGAAUGGAGACCGAAGACGAUCGCCAAGGACUCCAUGAAGACGAUAUCUAUGUUCUCACGGAUAUCGGACAACCCUCUGAACCAGAAGUGGUCCGGUUACACCUUCAUGACGGAGCAUGAGAACGCGAGGAUUGAAAGGACUUAUCAGCAGGAUAAGGCCAACUCAAAAGUGGACAGGCUCAUUUGGCGCAAGUUCAAAAAGAAGUUAAAGGUGGAACAGUGCCUUCAGAGAAUGUCCAAUGCAGGACCAUUUUGGUUCCAAGAUCUGUCACCUCAACAGAUGAGUUUGAUCGAUAAUCUGGAAGUCGCUUUGCAAACCGACCUCAAGGAGAGCCACAGCGGAAGGGCGCAGCAGUUCUUGUACGACCUUGGGAUUUGGCCGGAGGUACAGCCGAAACUCGUCGCGAAGUGCGUCAAGAAGUCAGGAGCAAACGUCAUCGACUUCUUCUUUCUCAUUCACAAAGUAGUUGUCGAUAUCGAAACUCCAGAGUACGAAAAGAAAUUUGCCGAAUCAAAGAAGACGAAGACUCCCAUCUCGCCGUACUCGAUCAACGAGCGGAUCCUCUUAACUUCCGUGUUCCAUUAUCAUUUCCCGACUCUUCUGAAGAAAUUAGACCAGCUGCUGCCGCCUCCUUACCAAGAACCAACAGUGCUCUGGGGGAAGAAACCCCCCAAGAUCAAGAAACGUUACAAGUCACCUUACCUGGAGCCGUUGCCGAUCAACGAAAAACCUUGGUAUGAGGAGCGAGCCGAGGAGGAACUGGAGAGGAAGGUGAUAAGAAGGAUGAAGAGAGAGAAGGAGACCAAGGAAAGGCAAGAGCUAAUGGAUAAAAUGAAGCAGCAGGAAGCCAUGCUCAAGAUCAAGAAUCAAGAAAAGAGGAUAAAGCCAAAAGAAAAGGAAGAACAGAAAACAGCUGUCAGACCAGGAAGCAUAACGAUGUCCGUCUUCGACGAAGACGAUCUUAUCAAUAUGGCGGCGUUGCCACCUCGAGAGAGGAAGAGUUUCUUCUUCCAGAAAUACUCCAAACGCAUGAGCACUUACUUAGAAAGUCGUACAUCUAAUGAGGAAAUUGAAGAACAGGGCAUCGAAGAACAAUCUUCCACCGUCAUCAGGCAUAAGUCUCUUUCCCCCGAGGAAACAAAGAAAGAUAUAGGACAGUCAGAAGAAGAGUCGAGCGAUCGGAAAUUGAUACCCGAAGAUUUUUCAGCUGCGACACUUGAAGUAGGCAGUGAACCGAUGUUUGAAGAGGUGAUCAAUUCCUAUUUAGAACCGGACGUCCCUGAUAUGUUUCCAAUGGUGGACGCAAAGGUGGCCGAGUCAUUCAGAACUUCUCUACUUGGCGGUAUUUUCGGUGCAUUUACUCACGAUACCAAGUGCCUGCUAGACACAGAACUGGAAGACAUUUCGGAAGAUAUUCACCUCAUCAAGGCUCCUUCGAUAAACACCCCGAAGACAUCCUCUGAGGAGACCGUGGAAGAAUUUAAACCGAAGAACUACUGGGUCCCAUUGGACAUCACUCUCAAAGAACUGACAUCCGUGUCCAGGAUAAGUUCCCGCUCCCAUCUGGAGCAGUCGCUCUUUCCGACUAACAAGAUGUCAGGUCCUCCGCUCCCUGACUUGUCGGUCUUGAAGAAUGUCAUCAGAGUAAGCAAGAAAAUAAGCUUGAAUAAGGACAUGCCUAUGAAAAAACCUUAUGUAGUAGAAUGUACCGACUCAACAUGCGCAUUGGUCGAAAACAAAGAAUUACCGAUGUCUGAGUUUGAUCUCGCAAAGAACAGGAUUAGUACGUUAGUGGGAAAGAAGCAGUUGAUCGCUGCCAUCAAGUUCUUGUGUGACAAAGGAGACCCAUUGGCCAUACUUCCUGAAAUGGAACUGGUACCAUGGCUCAUACGGUGGUAUGACAAGAGAAGAGGAAUCAAAAGAAACCUCACCAAAGCAGACAAAGAGGAGCUUAUAGAGAGAAGCCAGAACCUCUGGUCGGCGCCAUACACCUACCCUACGGCCGCGCCUAUGGUCGUCAUUCCGGAGGGAAAUUAUAGGUGGAACCAAAAGAGAUGGCUGAUGGACCUGAUAAACACAAGAUUAUACAACCAUAACAGAGCAAUCAAACACAUAUUGAUAGACAACGCUAGAGACCUGUUUCCAACGAUGUUUUGCGAAUAUUACGAUACACCUCUUAACAAACGCUUCAAGGAUACUUUCUACGCAUACUUCCCGGCAAGAGAGAGGGAUUGCCUGGUGUCGAGGCCAUGGGAUCCACACGCUGAUAAGGGGACAGAAACUAAAUCAUCAGAAUGAUUCAGGAUUGUAAAUAAAAUCGUUUUAAAUAAGGUUUUAUCGUUUAUUUUUAUUUACAAAUAGCGAACAUUUGUAAGUGUUUAUGUAUAUUACGCACAUAUAAUGAAGGUUACUUACUAUAUGAAAAAAAGCAUCCAAAAUUUGAUAGUAUGAAAAGAGACAUUUAGGAACAUUAAAAAUUAAUAUUAAAGAGAUGGCAACUAUUUAAGAAACCAAAAAAAAAAAUUAACAUAAAUAAAAAUGACAUUGGAUAUCAUUAAGAUAAAAACAAAUAAUAAAGAUAACAACUUCUUUAAUAAAGAAGCUUUGUUUCUAAAUUCAACAGCACACUCCCUUUUUUUAAAAGGAAGAAACAAUUAGGAAAAAACAUUUAUAUAAACUUUUUAAAACAAAGUUUUGAACUUCUCUAACAAUAUUGGUAUAAAAAUAAUAUAUCUAUGUACACAAUAAUUAGAAAAUAACUCUUAUAUAUAAAUAUAAAAUGGGAAACAAAACAAUAUCACCUUUCGCACCACUUAUAAACCACUCUCGCGCUUGUAGCAACAUUUACUAGUCUUCGUCUGAAUGGGGCAAAGUAUUGCCUGAUAUGGCACCUGGUACUAUUUUAUCAGCUUUAGACUGGCGUGGUCGAGGAGAUGGCGAUAGGCUGCCAGAGACAAGCUUUUCAUCGUUAUUCAAACUUUUCGUUCUUGGUAUAGAUGGCCUUCUGGCAUUUGAAUCGCUUACUGUUGACGAAACUACAUCAAGUUGCGAUUCUGACUUUACUUUGCCUACUGGAGCAGACGCCUUUGCAGUGGAUAAUCUAUCCGGUGUUCUUGACAAUCCAGUCGCUAUCCUAGAUUUUGCGGAGGCUUUGAUUUCUGCAACACUUUUAAUUGGUUUACUAACGGGAACUUUUUUAGCCGGGCUUCCGUUAGCCACAAUUACCUCUUUUGCUGGACUUUUAUUUCUUAUAUUUUGCUCAGGUUCUUUAACAGGUUUGAUUGAAACAUCCAAUUCAUUAUUAACUGUUUUUUCAGUUGAGCUCUCAACGCCAGAUAGGAUUGUUUCAUGUUCAGGAAUGACAUUGCUUUCAUCAAUAUCUUUCGAGAACGAGAUGUCGACGAUAUUAUUAUCCUGGCUGAUUUCUGAAUUUGUAUCACAAUUUUUAUCUUCGUCCAUAGUAUUUGAACUAGAUUCUUCCAUAGUCUCAGGUGUGGCGGCAAAUUCUAGCGCAGUCUCCAGAACAGGAACAGCAGAUGGGGUAUCUGAUUUUGUUUCAGUCUCUGAAACAAGCUCAGAUGCAGAUUCUUCCUUGAUCUCCGAAAUAGACUCAGCAGAUUCUGUCACGGUCUCUGAUAUUGUUCCACUAGGUAAUGUAGGAGACUCAGUCACAAUCUCUGCAGAUUCCUUUGUUGUCUCUACAGUAGGUGCAGUAGACGAAAUGGUAGAUUCUUCCUUGGUCUCUAAAAUAGAUUCAGAAGGUGACAUGAUAGAUUCUUCUACAGCCUCUGAAAUAUACUCAGCAGGUGAGAUAGCAGAUUCUUUUGGGUUCUCUAAAAUAGGUUCAUCAGUAGGUGAAAUGGUAGAUUCUGUUGAGGUCUCAAACAUAUUUUCAGCAGGUGAGGGGACAGAUUCUUUAGGGUUCUCUAAAAUAUCUUCAGCAAGCGAGGAAGCAGAGUUCAUAUUCUCAACAAUUUUAGAUGUAUCAUUAUCAAUGUUUUCUACAGCAGUGUUUCGAGCGACUUCUUUAUCGCCAGGAGUUGAUUCUAGUUUUUCUAUAAUCUCUGAUGUCUCUCUCUUUUCUUCAUUAUCGGUAAUAUCUUCUGUCAGAUCCAACAUUAUAUUUCUAUCGUCAACCAUAAGCUCGAUUAUUUUUAAAUUUCCAGUCUUUGAUAAGAUUUUGAAAUCAAAUAAAGUCGAACCGCCUCCACUUAUUUCUAAAAACUUCUCUUCAACCUUUGGAUGAAUAGCAACAUCUUUGACAGAUAGGCAACACUUAAUGGCUACUGGAGCGAGCUGUUCGAGAUUCAAGAUGUCUGGAAGUUCGUAGACUUCGCUAACUUCAUUUUCAUUCCCAUAAUCUAUAAAUUGGACAGUCACAACGGGCUCCUUCUGUGUAACUAUACCCCUGCACCAACUGUCAUCCAUAUUAUAUUUAGCGGAAACUAAUUCGCCAACUUUGAAGUUUUCUUUAAUUCUGAUCUGUUCGUCAAAGACCGAAUAUAUAGCCGUAAUAUGGUCCAGGACAGUCAUAACACUGAUUUCUUGAACGUAGAAGUCGCUGAUUGAGUUUAUAUGUGAAAUAUAACCUUGUUUUACAACAUUCAAUUCCGGUUCCAAAAGUUCCAUCGUAAUCCUUAAACUUUCCUUCAUCUCAUCUUGUAAUAACGAGUGCGAAGAGGCUUCUAACAACUCCAACUCUUCUAUAUCUUUCAGUGACUGUUCUUUCGAUUUCAGCAAUUGUGACGGGCUAGGUAAAUCUGAUUUUAUGUGAGAUAAAAGAAAGUCUAAUAUAUCCUUUCCAUCAUCAGUCAACAAAGAAACUAUAUGCGGCGAACCGCAAGACUUCAAUUUAAUAUGAAAAGGAGUUUGUGCGAAAUUGGUGAUUUUCACAAAUGUGGCAAGGAGCUCUGGCGUUUCUUCAAUAUUGAGACUACAAUGGAUUGCCAAUGGUGGUAUUGAUGCUACGUCAUCAGGAAGAAUGCGUAGAUCUGAAGUAGUAACAAUAUUACCAUAGUCAAUAAAAUAUACUUUAACUUGAGGCUGGGUCGAUAAAACUUUCGCCCUGUACCAGAGACCAUCCUCGUCAAACUGGACCCCAAAAUAUUCACCUAUUUCGACGGAACCAGUGUGCUUCACCAACUCUACUGUAAGAAGCCUGUUCUGAAUCUCAUCAACUGUGUCUGUCUUUGAUUCUUCAUGUAUGUGAAAAUCAUUAAGGGAAUUCGGCAAGACUACGAAUACUCUCUCAUUCUCAUUUAUGUUAGGAUUUUGAACGUCAACAAGCUUUUCGACCACUUUAUCAAUCGUUGUAUCAAGUGGUGCUGCAGUUACAGAAGGAGAGGCAGCAGCAGUAGACUGGGCAGAAUAGCCCUUCAGGUAUUUUCUAAUGUUCUCGGGAACGUAAUCAUUGUAUUCCGCAAAACCUGCUUCAAUUAAAGCUUCCGAGAGGAGCUUACCUUCAGCUUCAAUAUCGACCACUAUUUUAUAAUCUACAUUAAUUAUUUUGGCCAGAAUUGAUUGUUUUUCAAUAAAUGCUUGAUGGAUUUGUAUAGCUUUUUCAGACCAUUCUCUAGAAACUGGUUUAACACACAAAUACAUCGGAAUGGCAUAUCCGGAUGAAGGUUUCAUCAUAUCUGAGGGUAACUCUUUUAUCUCUCCACCAAUUUGAUCUGUGUUACCAUAAUCUAUGAACCUUAGGGUAUUGUCGCCUACCUUGGUGGCCCUGUACCAAACACUGUCUUCUGAAUAUUGAGCAGUGAAUACUUUUAGCUCAUCCGGACUACCUUCGUUUAGGUUUGGAAUCGUGUUAUGGAGCUUGUCUUGAAGUUCAUCAAUAUUGCUAACGUGCUUGAGCAACUGAGCCCAAAACAUAGUGAUGGAAUCGUCAUGGGAGACUACAAUCGGGACAGAAUCCCCAGCAACGAGAUCAGAUCCUAUGAUAAUAUUGUGAUCAUCAAAUGGAGAUUCGUUUUUCUCAGUAGCAAUGUUUCUUUUAAAUAACUCCUGAUUAACUUUGUCUCCAUUAGCAAAUGUUAAAUCUACUAUCCAAUGGCCAUUCAUAUCUCUUGUAAACUUGGCAAACAGCUCUUCACCCUCGACAACAUCUAGUAGAGGUGGUUUGGGGUUCCUCCAAUAAACUGACAACGUAACAUUCAAGCACAUUUCAGAAAAUAUAAACUUCUCGUCUAAUUUCCUAAGGUUUUCGCAAGGAAGCUCUUCAGUGCUGCCAUAAUCCAGAAACCUUACGGUACAAUCAUUUGCAUCGUUGAUCACUUUGGCUCUGUACCAAUUGGAAUCUAAAUUAGAUUGAGCAGCACAGAUAUCUCCAAUCCUCCAUUGGGUUCCAGGAUCAGAUGCUGUGGCCUCAUAAAAGGUGUACAUGUCAUCCAGGAGUUGCGCUAGCCUGUCAGCGUCACUAAGCCGUUGUAUGUAGACGAUAGCCCCCUCACAAUAAGUGACUGUGACAUGGUCCGAUCUCCGGACAACAGGGAACGGGCAAAUGGGGCUCAAUUUUCGUGAAUUUGUUUCUUCCUUCGGACCCAUCAAACUUCCAUUCAGAUUAAAAAAUACAACUUUCAGUCUGAAAAAAAAAAUACUAUGAAUAAAAACAAAUACUCUUAAUUAAUUAUAACAUUACUAUCUGAAUUAUAAUUGACCAUUAAACUGAUAGGAGAAGUGGAUUGGGGAUACGGUCAGAACUUUAAACAUAAAUUUUCCCGACACAAAAAUCAUUAAAAGCUGCAAAUAGUGUAUUUACUUAUAUACUGUUUUCAGAUAAACAUACAAAAUAUAAUAAUGAAAAAAAAAAAAAGAUUCCUGCUUAACAUCCCUGAUCAAGGCCUAAAACUAAGCCUUAGGUUGAAACAAAGGCACACAAGGAAAAAAUUAAAAAAAUUAUUUUUGGUUUCUUUUUCAUGUUAGACAGACCACAACCCCAACCAACUUUCCCUACAAUUUGUUGUAUCUAUUUAUCUAUCACGGCACUACAACUCUGUGACUAAAUUCAUAAGGUCAACAAUAUUUUUACCAUUGUUUAAGAAAUUUCAAACUAAAAAAAACAAAUCCUAAAUUAUUUCUUAAGUUUCAAAUUUUUAAUUUUUAUCUGGUACAA